AUGUCAUCCUCGAGCGCCUCGGGAACAGUGGGCCAGCUUGUUAAACCAGAGUACAGAAACUGGCUCGCUCUUGGACACGCCCUGAUAACAGAACUUUGUCAAGGUUUACGCCCUUUUAUCAACCUGCAGAUAGCUACUUUCUACCAGAAUUUAAAGGCGAGGCUUGCAAUGUAUGGACCCUGUAAGUGUGCAUUUGUUCCACGACGAACGCCAAAUCAGUACCAUGACAUGGGCACGUGUGCAUGGGCAAAUGUUCUUCAGGGUCAUCACACGCACAAACCAACUUGGAAGCAAAGUGAUGCUUCAAAAUGGCUGGAUCCUAUCCUUGGACCCUGGGAAAUAGCUAAGCUCUUUUUGCCUGAUGUGGGAGGACACGUUUUGAUAAAGAAAGCAGAAGACAUGGACAUUACAGGCAUCCUAAAUCUAAUGUACUUCUGCAAUCACUUUACCAUUCCUCAGCACUUGAUUAAAAAUGUACGUGAAAUCAGGAACACCAAGUGGGUACAUGUGCCUACACUGGAACUGAAUGAUACGGACAAAAAAGUUGCCUUUGACGCUAUUGAAGACUUGCUCAAAGAUCCUGGCUUUGCUCACGACAGCGAUGUUCAAAAAGCUCUCAAAGAAAUUGGCAACCUGAAAGGUAUUUCAGACCUACACAGUAUGGAAGCCCGAGUUUUGGCUGAUUUCAAAGAAGUGAUUGGAAAGGAAAUCUCAACUAUUAACAUGAAAUUAAUCAAUUUGGAGGAAGAAUCUCAAAAAAAUAAAGAAGAGCAAGAACAUCUCAAAGAGCAACAGGAAAUGCUAAAGAGAGCUCUGGCGGCGCAGCCUACUUUGACCGACGUAAAUCAGGAAAAGUACACAAAGAACUUCUUAUGGGAUGAAAUGGGUAGUUUUAUUGCCCUUGUUUUUGGAAAUUUGGCAGGAAACAUCAAGGGCAUAAGAAAACGAGACCUGACUUCACUGUUUAUACUAUUGUUUCUUUGUCAUUUAUACACUGUUUUGGAUGAUUCUUUCACCAGAGACGGUAAGUAGAACGUGGAAAGAGCAAAAACAACAGCAGCAGUCAGGGUUUCGUUUUUGGUUCGUCUCACGAUGUUCACUUGAAUAUUGAUCGCGACGCUUCGACCGUUUUCUACAAUUUAUACCAUAUGUCUUGAUCUCGCAAAUGGCUUUAAACUAAUCGACACAGGACGAGACAAAAAAAAUACUAACACCUACAAGAAAAACAAAACGUAUUAGUUGAACAACUUCACAGCUUUCACGAAAAAAUAGAAUAUAAAGGAGCGUCCGUUUCAUCGGUUGUUUCAAGAAAUGUCAGUUACUGAGAGAUUUUCACUAAACGGAGUGAAGUUCUUGAUACCAUGUGUGUGGCCGAAAAAAAUCUGUGGGCGAUAUGUCCUCUCUUGCACUAUAAAGAGAAGUCGAUAACAAUUGAAACAGGCCUGUGCACGAAGUAGAGAUCACGAGGUCGAGGCUAGCACCUGAACAAAUGGAGUAAUUAUUUUCUUUGGGAUCGAAUGCUUGUCCACCGCAGGGUAUUUCAGUACAUAUGGCGUUUAUUUAUGGAUAAAUUGGAUAUCAAUUUUAUAGAAUACCCCAAUGACUAGCAAAAUGUGUUAACACUAAACGAUGUAAUAAAAGAGACUUCGCCCCAUGUAAGGGAAUGCGGAUUCCGGAAUCUGGGAAAAUUUUACUUAUGGAAUCCGGAAUCCUGGGCUUUGGAAUCCGGAAUGCAGCUCAAGGAAACCGGAAUCCCACUAAAGAUUGGAAUCCUGAAUCCGAAUAAAUGACAAAUACUGGAAUCAAGUAACUAGAAUCCGGAAUCCACAGCGUGGAAUCCAGAAUCCAAGACUGUCUUCUAUUCCCUUACAUGGUGCGAGAGACUGAAAAAAAAAAAACAGGAUCAAUACUCACCCACAACACAAUUGCUUAUCAGCAAAAGCCCGUUUUAAUGCGACACCAAGAAAACACCCCAAAUUUUGUACUAGUUGAAGAUGUAUGUGGUAGUUCCUUAUGUUUGAUUAUUUCUUUUGCUUAAGCAUGAUUUCUGUUUUUAACUUUCAUGAUUAGGCUGUUCCAUCCGGGAGUAUGACGAUCCACUGGAGCUAAAAUAUUUUGACUUCAGUGAAUUCAUCAAUUCAUCUAAAACAGACUUUAUUGGUCGUCAGUGGCUCUACCACGAACUUGAACUUGUCUUAGAGGAUAUUAAUACGCGGGGCGUGUUGAUAACAGGAAAUCCAGGAACAGGAAAAUCUGCUUUUUUAAGCAACUUACUCUGUUCUGCAAAAUCCAGUCCUACUAUUCACAACAGAAUCCUUGGUUAUCAUUUUUGCAUGCAUUAUGACAGAGCAACGCAGGAUGGAACCAAGUUUGUCCGAAAUCUUGCAAAUAUGGUCGCUUGGAAAAUCAAAGAAUACCGAGAGCAUAUUCUGACAAACUCGUUUGUCCGUAGAGUGCUCUACAUUGAAUGUCCCAAAGAUCCAGAGUGGUGCUUUGACCAGGGCAUUCUUAGUCCGCUAAAAUCACUCAGUCUACAGCCAGGUAGCCCCUGGUACAUCAUCAUUGAUGCUUUGGAUGAAUGCUCAGAUGACAAAGGAGAUAUUUUGAACAUUUUGAGAUUGAAAGUUGGACGCCUUCCAAAGUGGAUGAAACUAAUCAUCAGUUCGCGUAAUGUAAGCAGUAUCACUACAAACCUACAGAAGCUUCAAAAAGUAGAGCUAAGAUCUGACGAUAAGAGAAAUAUUCAGGACAUUGACAAUUAUUUGUCUCUUAAGGUUUUUUCACUGAGAGAACCUAUCAUACAGAGGAUAACAACGGCUCUUGGAAUUACCGACAAUGACUCGCCUUCACAGAUAAUUGUUUCUAAGCUGGCUGAAAAAGGCCAGGGAAACUUCCUGUAUGUAAAGGUUGUGCUUGACUUGUGGCUUGCAUCAACAGAGAGCGUUAGCUGGGAGACAUUUCCCAAGACCCUCGAAAGUUCUUAUCAACUUUACUUUGAAACUAAGUUUCGAACACCAUCUUCGUUUCAGCCUUUGAGAAAAAUUUUUGAAGUCUUGGUUGCAGCCUAUACCCCGCUCACGGUCUAUGAUUUGCAUUCGUUGCUAAUACUUGAUCAACCGACUCUUGAUUUGGUAUACGAUUUACUACCAAAACUUGACCAAAUGUCUUUGUUCUUGUGGCAUGGAUCUGGAGACGGCCCGAUUAGAAUUCACCAUUCCUCUCUAUCCGAGUGGCUUACCAAUGAAAGCAAUCAGGGAAAGAUAUACUAUGUCCAGAAAGAAAAGGGCCACAACCUUCUUGCAAAGUACUACCUUAUGCGUGCUGAGAAAAGUCGUUCACCUCUUAAGCCUGAGGAAGCGUUUCACCUUGCCAACCACGUUGUCAAAGGGGGUUUUGCUAAAUUUCUAGUCCGACAGUUUCUAUCCCUUCCUUCGCAAUAUGUUAACACCACGGACCCUCUGACAAAAACAACUGCACUCCACUAUAGUUCAAGCUUGGUCAGUGCAGAUGUGACCAAGCUACUGGUGCAGCACUUCUCUGACGUUGAUUGCAUCGAUAACGACCAGAUUUCGCCUUCCUUUCUAGCGGCAGCUACGGGUCAUGUUGAUCAUCUGAUGGCCCUGUUCGAAAGAGGGGCCAACUUAAACCAAACGGCUGGCACUUACAUUGACCAUGAAAUUGCGUCGCAUUCCUAUGAUCCCGUCAUUGAAUGUAAACGAAAGAAAUGCAAGUAUUCGUUACUGCACACUGCAUCUCAAGAGGGAAAUAUCAACGUCGUCAAAUUUCUUAUUCAGCACAAAGUGAAUAUUUCGGCAAGAACAGGGACUAACAAUACCGCCAUACAGUUAGCCGCAGCUAAUGGACAUCUCGAGACCGUUAAGGUACUAAAGGAAGCUGGUGGCAUUUUAGAUGACAUCGCACUACACCACUCGGCUGCUGGUGGGCACAGAGAUGUUGUCCAGUUUUUAUUGAGGGAGGGAGUAAAAGACACUUGCAUCCCUAAUUCUCCAGCGUUUAUAUUUUUAAGUCGAGAGAACAAGGAAUCAGAAGCCCCAGAAAUAUACUUGUAUGAUAAUCGUCAUCUUUAUCUGCGUGAGACUGCACUUCAUGCAGCAGUCAGGAAAGGACACCUUUCCGUCAUUAAAGUACUGCUAAGAGAUUUGGACGAAAGUGCUAUAAACUGUACAAAUUCUGCAGGUAGACGCCCACAACACGAGGCUACUUAUUUAAACAACUAUAACGCAUUGGAAUUGCUGUUACAAUCUGGGGCAAAUGCCAAUGUUCCAUGCCAUCUUGUAGUAUCAUCAUCAAUGGAAUUUAAACCGUUCUUAACUGGUAAACUGGCUCAAAAUGUUUGUCCUUGUGGAUUUUCUCCUUUACAUAUCGCUGCCAUUUAUGGCUACUAUAGUAUAGCCGAGCUGCUUUUAAGGAACAAAGCGGAUGUAAAUGCGGGUGACUGCAAUGGCUCCACCCCGAUUCAUGUCGCCUCUUGCCAUGGUAUGACAGCUCUUGUGUUCCUUCUUGCCAAAAGUGGUUCAGACGUUAAUGCAACGAGCCUGAACGGUUCUACACCUCUUCACAGUGCAGCAACAUGUUUCGCAAAGGAUGUUUUUAAGCCUCUGUUAGACCUGGGUUGUGAUCCACUUGCUGUCGAUAAUGAGGGUAUGACACCAUUACACUAUGUCGUGAAAAACGUUGAUGUCGUAGGAAAUGAAUACUUGAUCGAUUGGUAUGUGCACGAACCUAAAAGUUGGAUAGAGAAUCCAGCUGGCACGUCCAAGCAAGAGACCCUGACCAAGUUAAGUAAAGAGUAUCCAUGGUUACGUGCAUUUAUUAAACUUGUCAAAUGCGUUGCUGCUACAGCAAGAAAAAGAAAAAGAGAUUUCUUAUUAAUGAAAGAUAAUCAAAAUCGAAGCGCUCUUGUACAACUAGAAAAAAAGACCAAUAUCUCACUUCUUCUCACAGGAAGCAGUGAAGCCGGAGAGAGCUCAUUCGUGUUUUCAUUAACUCCUGUUAAUUUUGCUUACGAUGUCACCAUCGGUGAAAAUAUUAAAAGACAAGUUGCAGCUUUAAACAAACCAUAUGAACAGGGCGUAAUUCCAAACUUUGUAAAGAAAUUCAUGGCUAAAACACUAACAUCUGCGUUCACAAAGUUAAAGUUGAACUGUUCGAGGUUGGUGAAUUACGUUGGACUUAAUCUAGUUUAUACCGCCAACAUUGCGUUGCAAGCUGGCUUGGAUGUAAACUGUCGAAAUUGGCUUGGAUUAAGUCCCCUUCUAACUUAUUUACAUACUGGUGGUCGGCAUAUGUCAAAAGUCUUAGUAAAACAUAACGUGGAGGUGGAAAUUAGAUGUGGGCGUCCUUUUGAUAUGUCCACUUUCCACCUAGUUUCCUACCAUAAAUUACAUUACUUGCACUAUGUUUAUGAGUUCUUAAUGGGAAGUGACAAUUGGCAGAAAUACUUGCAAACAGAAAAUGCAAUUUUUGACUAUUUCUUCGAUACAUACGAGGAUAGAAUCAACGACGGAAAGCUGGAGACUGUACGGGUUGGGAACGGACCUUUGACUGCAGCAAUUUUGUCACAUCCUAAUGGAAUCAAAGUUAUCGAUGAAUGCUUUGAUGCAGAGGGUUUUAACGCUUUUCACAGAGCAGCCCAAGGAGCAAAUUUGGUCGCUAUUCAAAAAUUUCUCUCGUGGGGAGCAAACCACUCUAUAGAAAAUGCCGACGGGUUUUCUUCGUUAUGGAUUUCAGUAUUAUAUGCUGUGAAAUAUAGGCCAUUCCUUAAUCUUGACCAACCCAGUUUACUUACAGCGCUCGAAGUGGAAAUUGCCUCAUUCUCAGCCUCGGCAAUUUUGAAUCACAUUCUCCAAAACGGAACAUUUGAUGUGGGCUGUAAUGGAAAUCGCUCAGAUCUUACCUUGUACCACAUUGCGGCUUCCCGUGGAAUGUGGCAGUUUAUUGCACAACUGUUAUCCACCAAUGGAGUGAAAGGCAUUGAUGUCAACUGUCCAAACAAAGAUGGGAUCACUCCCAUGUACUUGGCGAAAUUUAUUGGUGGCGAAUCUUGUGGAUGGUACAGUCCUUGGUGCAAAGUCGUUGACGUGAUAAAAAGCUAUGGCGGAACGCUUCGGUACCCUUCAACGAAAGCAGAAUACUUUCUCAUCUUUAAUGUAUUUUUUGGAAUGAACCCCAGUCAAACGCUAUUUCUUGAGCUAACUGAAGAUGAAAUCUUGGCCCUUCAGGAGAACGAGUGGCGUGAUGAGUGUCAGAGGUACACAAGCGAAGGUGACGUAGACCUCUUAAAAACAUCAGAUGAAGUCACUAAGGUCCAUUAUGAUUAUCAAGAUAAGGUGGACAAAUGUUUUAGCGUCGUUAAAGAAUGUCCAGCAACUAUAAAGAAAGAAUUGCCUCAUUUUUCAUUCGUUGUGUUCAUUUUUGGCCAACAGCUGGCCGUUAAAUUAAGUUUUAUUCUCGUUCGAGACUCUUUCGUGGCUUUUCUGGACAGAGGAAUCGAAGGAAUGAAAGAACUUUUGUUAACCGCCACCCGCCCUCAUGCAGAAAUACCCUGCAAAUAUGAUCCAGAUAACAAAAACAUGGAAUCAGAUCUACCUCGAAUCGACCUCUGUUGUCCGUUCUGCGAUAAGCAAGACUUGGAAACCUCAGUUCACGAGCUUUUUCGCCGUUACAAAGUUAAUUUCAACUUAGUCAAAGAAGGUUCAGAUGAAGUGAAAUUGUAUAUGGUAUCUGGUGGGAGGCUUCCACGCUUUUUAGUAAGGAUGAACCAGGCGUUGCACAGUUACGAUACAACGUUGAACUGUGACUGGCGGUCAAUUGCCAUCAAGUACGCAGUACUUAGUUUCCAGGUUGGUACCCUGAAAUAUUGGCUUUAUGCCAUUCACGAAACGUUAACAGUACCAAGUGUUUCAGAUUUUCUGUCAGACAGGAUGAAAAAUAUUUUAUUUCAACCAUCUGAGGAUUUGCUAAAACUCAUUCUUGAGCUAGCGUCGAAACUGCCAUCUGAAGAGUUUAGCUAUCUUAAAGUGCUGAGAUUUACGAAGCCGCCAAUGUGGCGCGGCACGUUUGCCAGAGGUAACUUUGGAUAA
Molecule: messenger RNA, 7103 nt
Organism: Porites evermanni
Lineage: Eukaryota; Metazoa; Cnidaria; Anthozoa; Scleractinia; Poritidae
Source: the annotation of a GenBank genome assembly